AUGUCCGACAGCAAGGAACUUUCCCACCCUAUGAUCAAGGACGGCUGGUUCGCCGAGAUCUCAGACACCAUGUGGCCUGGCCAGGCCAUGUCGUUGCGUGUCAAGAAGGUGCUCAACGCUGAGCAGACCAAGUACCAGGACCUCCUCGUGUUUGAGUCCACGGACUACGGCAAUGUGCUAGUCUUGGACGGCGCCAUCCAGGCUACUGAGAGAGACGAGUUUGCCUACCAGGAAAUGAUUGCUCACUUGGCUCUCAACUCGCAUCCAGACCCUAAGAAGGUCUUGGUCAUCGGAGGCGGGGACGGUGGUGUCUUGAGAGAAAUUCUCAAGCACGACGGCGUCGAAGAGGCUGUCUUGUGCGACAUUGACGAGGGAGUCAUCCGCAACGCCAAGAAGUACUUGCCAAACAUGUCUUCGAGCUUUUCCCACCCUAAGGUGAAGGUCCACAUUGGCGACGGCUUCAAGUUUUUGGCCGACUGGAAGAACACCUUCGAUGUCAUCAUCACCGAUUCCUCCGACCCAGAGGGCCCUGCUGCUUCCUUGUUUGAGAAGCCUUACUUCGAACUUUUGUCUGACGCUUUAACUGAAAAGGGUGUUAUCACUACCCAAGCCGAAAGCAUCUGGAUCCAUCUUGAAAUCAUCAAAAACUUGAAAACCGCAUGCAAGGCUGUUUUUCCUAACGUGGACUAUGCAUAUUGCACCAUCCCAACAUAUCCUUCCGGCCAGAUCGGUUUCAUGGUCUGCUCGAAAAACAAGGAGGUCAACUUAAAGGCUCCUUUGAGAUCGGCAGACCCUGAAACAGAAAAGAAGCUUUACAGAUACUACUCAAAGGAAAUCCACGAAGCUUCUUUUGUCCUUCCAAACUUCGCCAAAUACGCCCUAGAAUAA
Messenger RNA from Pichia membranifaciens NRRL Y-2026, 888 nucleotides. RefSeq lists its product as hypothetical. The transcript has a single exon. The record is from RefSeq and is a predicted model, not a curated record. Gene Ontology annotation, biological process: spermidine biosynthetic process. NCBI's taxonomy places the organism in Eukaryota, Fungi, Ascomycota, Pichiomycetes, Pichiales, Pichiaceae. The coding region runs from base 1 to 888 and encodes 295 amino acids. Gene Ontology annotation, cellular component: cytosol. Gene Ontology annotation, molecular function: spermidine synthase activity.